AAGGACAAAGGGAGGAACCCCCUCCAGCCCUCACGGUAAAACGGAGGAACCCCUUCCACCCAUCACGGUAAAAAGGGGGAACGCCCUGCAGCGCUCCUGGUAAAACGGAGGAACCCCUUCCACUCGUCACAGUAAAACGCAGGAACGCCCUCCAGCCUCAAGGUAAAACGCAGGAACGCCCUCCAGCCCUCACGGUAAAACGGAGGAACGCCCUCCAGCCCUCACGGACAAAGGGAGGAACCCCCUCCAGCCUCAUGGUAAAACGGAGGAACCCCCUCCAGCCUCACGGUAUAACGCAGGAACGCCCUGCAGCCCUCACGGUAAAACUCGGGAACCCCUCGGCCCCUCAGGGCUCCCGCCCAGCGAUAAAGGGAGCCCUGAUAAAGGGACAGGAACGCCCCCGCUCCCCUCACAGAAAAAGGCGGGAAAGCCCCACACAACUGGCGCCCCGCCCCGCGCAUGCGCAGUGCCAAAAGGCGCCUCCCCCCAUCCCCCGCGCGCCCUCCCCUCACGCUGCCGCCGCGCGCACGCGCCCCACGCCCGCCUCAGCCGCCGCCGCCGCUCCGCCCUCACCGCUGCCGCCGCGUCCGUUCCUCUUUCCUCCCGCGUCUGCUCCCCGGUCCUUCCCCGGCGCGUCCCGGGCCAUGGGGCGCUCCUCCAAGGACAAGAGGGACAUUUAUUACCGGCUGGCCAAGGAGGGCGGCUGGAGAGCGCGCAGCGCCUUCAAACUGCUGCAGCUGGAGCAGCGCUUCCAGCUCCUGCAGGGAGCUCCGAGGGCUCCCCAGCCCAGGUGGUGGCCGUGGAUCUCCAGGCCAUGGCGCCGCUCCCGGGGGUGCUGCAGAUCCAGGGGGACAUCACCAAGGUGGGGACCCCCCAAAACCCCCUGAGCCCCCCACUGCGCUCCCCAAAACCCCCUGAGCCCCCCACUGAGCUCCGCAAAUUCCCCUGAGCCCAGCCAUGGCCCCCCC
Molecule: messenger RNA, 968 nt
Organism: Passer montanus (Eurasian tree sparrow)
Lineage: Eukaryota; Metazoa; Chordata; Aves; Passeriformes; Passeridae
Product: atherin-like
Exons: 3
Coding region: 255-887 (210 amino acids)
Biological process (GO): tRNA methylation; cytoplasmic translation
Cellular component (GO): cytoplasm
Molecular function (GO): tRNA methyltransferase activity
Source: RefSeq, a predicted model, not a curated record